This is a messenger RNA of Acaulospora colombiana, 462 nucleotides long. The record is from the annotation of a GenBank genome assembly. Lineage: Eukaryota; Fungi; Glomeromycota; Glomeromycetes; Diversisporales; Acaulosporaceae.
AUGACCAAGUCAGUUCUGAGGGAGCCGGUUCCAUGCAACGCCAGAAUGGAUGAGCUUCCGAAGUACUGGGAUAACCUAUCGGUAUUCUGCGAGGAGAUGGAUCUUGCACUGAUCGAGGAACUUCUUGCGGACAAGAUAGAUUAUGGUCGCCCUUCCCGGAAGGAAUCAAUUCCUCUGGCCUUACUUCACGAAGUUUUUGGUCAGCUCGUCGAUGACACGCAAGUGCACAUUCCCACCAAAGAGGACAACGACUUUAUGUCCGGACUCCGAGAAGAGAUGCUAAGGGUUCAUAGGUCCGAAUCUGCCUAUACUGCGAGGUUCAGAUUUAUAUGGGAGUGCCACAUCCGGGAUUUUCCAAUAAACCCAGGCAUCAUAGGGGCGCCUAACUUUGCUACCGAUGGUCAUUUUCGAAUUGGAAGGUUCUACCACCUUAUUGUGCAAGGGAAGCGGGAACUAGAUUGA